AUGGCAACCUUUCACUGGAUUGAACCAGAAUCGACCCACAAUACUGCCGCCCUGGCAUCUCAGGCGAGAUUGCUCACUCCUCCCUUCAUUCUGCCUCAAGUCAGCGUCUCCUGCCUGGAUCGUGAGACCCCUGUGGAGCGCAGCACAGAGCACGAGGAAAUGGUUUGGUAUCGAUGCCACCAAGUUCUUCAAGAGUCCUACAAGGGUGGCGAGCUCGCACAGCUCUUCCCCGGCGCCACCGGGGUGUGGAAUCUUCUUGGGACUCACCUCAUGAAAUAUGCUUACGUCGUCAAAGAUCUGGGCGAGGCUCGUCCAACCGCGUCGUCGAUCAUUCCGGCCACAUCUGACGACCUAAAGCUCCCGGACGACGUGAUCCGCAACGGGAUGAAGGAGACGCCAGACCCAGAGAACUACCUUUACAUGAGACCGCCUCCCUCGACAAACGGGUCCGGUCAUUCUUGA
Messenger RNA from Fonsecaea erecta, 462 nucleotides. RefSeq lists its product as hypothetical. Lineage: Eukaryota; Fungi; Ascomycota; Eurotiomycetes; Chaetothyriales; Herpotrichiellaceae. The transcript has a single exon. The record is from RefSeq and is a predicted model, not a curated record. The coding region runs from base 1 to 462 and encodes 153 amino acids.